Messenger RNA from Pocillopora meandrina, 31707 nucleotides. The record is from the annotation of a GenBank genome assembly. NCBI's taxonomy places the organism in Eukaryota, Metazoa, Cnidaria, Anthozoa, Scleractinia, Pocilloporidae.
AUGGCUGAUUUUCCAGACUGGAGGGUUGAAUCUCCAGAAGAUUCUGCAUUUAAAUGGCUUUGCGAGGGUCAAUAUAUGAAAGCAAUUCUCUCUUUUGAGUCCUGGAUCCUGCGCACAAAACACACUUGGACUGAUGAUAAGGAAAAGAAACUUGGUGACCUUUAUAGAGGACUAGCCGAAGCAUAUUGGCACGUACACUGUCCUGAUGAUGCUUUAGAGCAGAUAUUACGCUGCGUAUGGGAGAACUGCCACGAAUUUUCUGAGGUAACUCUUAACGAUAAUCAGUUCUGCCCAGCUGUCCAAUAAAAGACAGAAAGUUUCGUCCUUCUUCUUUUCCACCAAACUGUCGAAGUAUGGUAACUUCUAUUUCCCUCCGCUCUCCAACUUCGUGAUUAUGGUUGGUUUUUUGUAUUUUUUAUUGUUGUUUUUUAUCGACAGAGACGCGAUUGUUAUGGUAGAUCAUUUAUUUUGCAUUUUAAUCUCACCAUUUUGCUAGAGACACGUGAGCCAUUGGUCAAUACUUGCUGAUAAACAGGUUGAGAAUCCAGAGUUUAAGCUCAAAGGCUAUCAAAUAGCACUUCAGUUUGUUCCACCUCAUGACCUAUUCAAAAGGAGCCAUCUGCUGUCAAAAAUGCUGCUGUUUUGCUGCGAGUCUGGGUCAUCCUUCCAAAUCAUGGCCGGUUUGUUUAUGUGCGCAGCGAACGAGAUAGAAGUUUGUGAACAAGAGGUGGGAACCAAAAACAGUAUCAUUACCUUAACAAAUGAAGCACAACAUUAGUGAAAUCCUUUUUAUCCUUGAAGGUCAUUCCUCUGAAAUGGGACCUGCACUGAUAUUUUUUUUAACUUUUACCUAUUGGUUGUUUAUCUUGAAGGAGCGUAAAUUUUGAAUAAAAAGGACAGGUCUUCAGGUUCGUUUAGGAGCGGCAGUACCUUGUACAUACCCAUAUAAUUCCCACAGCAUCGUGACAAUUAAAUUUUCGCCACUUGCCAUCUAAGCGUUUCCAAAAAUUGUCCGGCACUUUUCCUACGCUGAGAAUUGGUUUAUACUUAUUUGACGGAAAAAAGUCAGUGUAGGAAAGCGAAAAGCAUGAUAGAUCAUUGUGUUCGUUUUCAAAAAAUAAGGAAUUACCACUCUGGCAAGCUCCAACCAUAGAAAGAAGCCGCCAUUUUUUUAAUGUGUACGAUCUUGCAGUGCCACUAUGACCAAAAUUUUGCAAUCUUAUUUCCUUCAUCAGGCUUUAAGAAUAGCUUUCAUUUGCAGCAAGGGAAUGCCGCCGUCUAUCCAACUAAUAAUUUUCGACUGUUAUUGACUGCUAUUAUUUUGACAUCUUGUAUUACACCUCAGAAAUGAGGUCUAAUAUAAAAUGGCAUAAAAUUCUCUGUUGCCUCAAUCCCCCACUUCUUUGAACGUCAUUUAAGUGCUAUCAUUUUAUAGCUAGCGGUUUCCUCUCAUAUAGGACCUCGCAAAAAUUUGGUUGGAUUGCGGAAAAAAGAUUCUACCAUUCAGAGAUUCUUUGAAGAUAUCUGUUGAGUGCUUUACUCUAGCACAAAGGUUUUUGCCAAGUGAUGAGGACAAGAUGAAAGCCCGGCUCUGCUUUCUAAGGGCAAAGACUAUUUUAGCUAUUGGUGAGUCCAGUCAGUAUGCUCAAGCAAAGAAGGAUGCCCAGACGUAUGUUGCACUCCGCCCUUCUAAGACGAAGGUAGUUACAUUAUAUGUAUAUUUCUUUUCAUUUACGAGGCUACUUAAUGAAUUUUUUGGACUGAAUGUUAACCUACCACCGGAAACUAAAAGGACAAAGGUUGGUGUGAGAAAAAGAGGGCCAGAAAAAUUGAAUUCAUUGACACGAAUUUCAACUUGGGAUCAGUAGUACAAUCGAUAUUGUCUUCUUGCUUGCUUUUUUUGAAGCAAGGCAAACGUCAACUAUUGAAUCAAGGGGGUAAGUUUCUAAAGAAACUGGUGCAACUGAGUUGAUAACGUAAAUGGGCCACCGUAAAGAGUUUCAAAGCUGGAGUUUCGCUGUGACGAAGGGCUAACGCUCGAAACGUCAGCUUUGAACUUUUUACGGUGGCCGAUUUACGUUAUCAACUCAGUCGAUAUACUAAAAUACCUGUUAAACGUCAACUAUUGUCGAGGCAAGAAAUUAAUUAUGCUAUUUGUAGAGGGAACUUGAACGUUUCCCUUCUCUUUAUCUUUUCUUUCCAUCACUCAAUUAUUAACAGGUGAUAUUUUUAACUCUUUGAAAACCCUGCACUACACUCUGCCUCCGAGCACUCCCGUCUGCCAAUGAGAUUUCAGAACUUCGUGGAGUCCACGAAGUUUGAAAAAUCAAUAUUGCUUGAGCUUCCUUUUCUUUUCAAGGUUUUUUGUUUGAAUUUCUAUGUAAUUUUAGUCAUUCUUUGUUCAAUUUCUAUGAAUCGCGACAGGGCUACUCACUGUUAUGGGAAUGCUCUCUUCGAUGCCAUAAUUAUAAAGAGGCACUUGUGAAUUUUGGAAUAGCGCAGGAAACUUUGAAAGACCGACAAGAGGAGAAAUAUCAAGAAUUUUACAAGUUUUUUACAUCAGCCGUAUCACAGAAAGGUAAAAAAAAUGUAUACAAUUAUUUUCAUGAAGAUUCAUAUGGAAACAUCCAUCUCAAAAUUGCAUUUUUCGAUGCCGUCAGUACAACGUUCCGCAAUCUUUGAGGGCGUUUUAAUGUGCUUAACUACAGCUGUAAGAGCAUUAAAAGUAUGCCUAUUCAAACCGGCAAGCGCACAACAUAGGACAGGUGAAAACGAUUUGGUGAUGGUGGACGAAGAAGAUAAACGAAAACGAAUAGUUUUGAAACUGCAUGGGUGGGAUUGAGGCUUAAGACAUCGCGUCGAGGCUGGGCUGUCGCUCGAGUGACUGCUAACUGUUUACGAAGGAAAUAAUAGUUUUAUUGUUAUCUUUUUCUCUUACUCUAAUCAACAACGAAUAUGGGACCAUAAUACCACUCUUUACUAGCACAAAAGUUUUAUUUCAUAGGCACAUGUGUACCUUGUUAAUUGCUUGAUGUUCAGGUCUGAGAAUAGAUGUGAGAGAGCACCACAUCAAGCUUUCUCGCAGAUAACCUAGCAGGAGUAGGUCCGCUCACCUCCUCUUUGGUUUUGAAACGGCUUGGAAUAUUUCAGGUCGAGUGUUAAGAGUGUUUAAAGAAUUUUGUCUUAGUCCCUAUGAUUCUUAGUACAAAGUGACCAUUUGUUUUACAACUUGUUUUUGUUUAAAUUGAUUGUGUCCCGUGCAGCAUCUGAAGUAUUCAAAGAAGAAUGUCCUGUCGCUGGCUGUUUAGUGGAAAGACUUAUUAGCGAGUUUACUGCCAAAGAAACCGUUAAAUACCUAUCAGUUCUCUUCCUUGACGGCUGUUGGGCCACUACAUGCGAUGCCUCUUGUGUUCCACUGGACAUGGUAUUGAAAUCUGACAUAGAAAACCGCGAUGAAUUAGUCAAAAUCCUCCUGGAAAAGAAAGCACUUCCAAAUGGUCUCUUAAACAGAAGUAAAUCCCCGCUGUCAAUCUGCAUAGAGGAGGACCGUUUAGACUUGGCAUUGAUUCUUUUAAAGUAUGGAGCUGAUGAAAAAGAAUUAGUGCAAAAAGAUGGAGAAACUGCUUUACAUGCUUCCUUACAAAUUGCCUUGAAUUCGAAGAAAGGUAAAUUAAGAUCAUGUCUUAGAAAAAAUUCAAAAUGUAAAGAAAUGUGGCGACAUCCCGGUAUUCGAAUAAUACCUUAAAUAUUUGUUACCAAGUAACUCUUCCUUGUAGCUCGAUAAAAAUUUUUUUUUUUUUUUUUUGCUCUGGAAAACAGGUAACUUGGAAAUCUUCCAGUUCUUUCUCGACGGAAAAAGAUCUGAUGCCGUCGAUGUACAGGACAAGGAUGGGAACACUCUUCUGCAUUUACUCUGUCAAGGAAGGAUGAACUCUAAGAAACGGGAAGCCAUGAAUCUCGUUCUUAGAGCAGGAGCAAAAACGUCAAUCGUAAACAACAAAAAGGAAAGCCCCAUCGAUCUUCUCUGUAAACAGAGGCAAGGCUUACAUUUGUUGAUUCCAUUUGUGCGAGUGAAUAUAAUGAAAUAACUUUCGUUCCCUAUCUAUGAUUGCCUUGGAUAAUCUCAAUAAACGCUUGUUGUCGCAAUCAUUUACUUCAUUCCCUCAUUUUCCAUGUAAAGCAACAGGUCAACUGAAAAUAGAUCACAAGACGCUAACUGAUUCAAUGUACUUAGAAACGUAACAGGACACUGAAAAGCGAAACAUUAUAAAAUGAAUUUACAAACCAACAUUUGCGGCUCAAGUUCUCAGGAGAAUAUCCAAACACGUGCGUUCUCCAACUCAACUAAUAGUUUACUAAUCAAGUUUCAUAUACUGUAACACGGUAAAGAUUUUGAAGUCACGGUAACACUGUCAUCGUAAAUCAUUCAAGGGGUAGACUUGCUACAGAAAACAAAAACGACAACCAAUAAGACGAAGGAAAAAUGAUUUCUUAGUUAACUCUUCAAAUGGAAAUGGCUUCAUGUCAAUAGAUUCUGUUUUAUGGACGAGCAGAUAGCUGUUGAGUUGAAAACAAUUGCUCAGUGCAUCCUACGCCUUAUUAAUAAUUUUAGUUGUUUUGAUCGUUUUUAUCAUCACAAGAGUACAAAACUGUUAGUACGGUAACUGUGGAUUUCGUGUGAAAAAGUAGUAUUAUUAAUCUUAUUGGCUUUUCUCGUCGCAGAUUUUUCAAUGAUGAAAGAAUAACUUUACUGUCCUCUGCUUCGGAAUGCUUUGAAAGCUCGUCAUCAUGUGAGACGAACACUCCAGAGCAAGAAAGUAAAAACGAAGGCAACGAGGUGGAGGGAGAGAGAAAUUUAACAGAACGAUCGAAGAAUAUUUCGCGUAAGAGGAAAAUUGAUAAAAAAGCAACUUCCAAACAAUCUGUGCUUUCUACGAAUUCUAUCGUUGGUGUCCAAACGGAAUCUUUGUCCGUUAUUCGUAGAGAUAUAGGGUCGAUGAUACAAAAUUUGGAUAUCCGCGAUUGGAUCAAGAAAAAUGAAUCCACAGAAGUGGUCGAGAGGAGCGAAAACCCAAAGAAUGAAAGUGGUCAAACUCAAGGUGAUAGAGUCGUGCAGUUAAAACUCGCGAGCGAUGAUAGAGGAUUAGAGCAAGAAGAUGAAUCACGAUCGUUUCUGAGGGACGAAGAACAAUGUUCUAGUAUUUCUGAUACAACAGAAUAUUGCAUCAAGGGAGCUUUCGAAGGACUGCCAUGGGAGGUGGAGUGCACUGCAGAAGUACGGAAAGUAUUAGAAAGCGAACGUCUGGAGCCGUGGAAGAUAAAGCUCUUUGUCGAGAAAGUAAGAACUCUAGCUUUAGGCCGGCACAACUGGUCCCAGGAUCUCUGUAAAAUUCUGAAGGGUGUACCAAAGAACUGUGGAAUGCGUCUUUAUGAAGCAAAACUGACAAAAGCUGCAAGAAUCAUCUGGGAAUGUGCAGUUGCUUUCUCUCCCCAAUAUUCAUACGAGGACGAGAAAGGAAAAGUCACGAUUUAUUCAGAGGUUAUCCGUGUAUGGGAUAUUGUGUUUGAUCAUGAUAACAUCUCACGCGCUAAAGAUAACAUUGUUACAUCAUUCAUCCGAGGAAAGGAAGGCGUGGCGAGGAAGGAACUUAAACGACUUUCUCGGGGAGAGGCGUCACCAGACCAAGGCCCUAAUCUUUACUGUAGGCGUUCACGCGAUUUCCUAUCUGGUUACCCCACUCUACUUGCAGUACCAAAAGAGAAUGUACUCCGUAACGAAGCAAAUGAAGAUCAAGUGACUUUUUUCCCCCCUGUUAGUCAUAACGACAACGAGUACCAAGUACUGAAAUUUUACCACCUGUCUACAGCAAUGAUUCAGACAAUACUGAAACAGCAACCAUGUAAUGUAGUCCUUGACUUUCCAUUUCGAGUAACAGAAGAGGAGCAUGCCAUCAUUAACUUUGAACCUUCCCCCCAGAGUUCCAUCAUCUUGAUUGGACGCAGUGGUACGGGAAAAACGACAUGUAUUCUUUAUCGCUUGUGGAGAGAUUUUGAAAACUAUUGGGGGAAUGCUGUUAAAAGUGGACCACUAAUGCCUAAGAAGAUUGGGUUUCUUCCUGAAGACCAGUGGGACUCUGAUUCAUCAAAAGUAAAUGUACCAGCUGGCAGACAACUUGAUGAAAAUGAAGAUGGCUGUAGCAGAGAAGUAACUUCGAAGGAUGACGACGGAAUAGCAUCAUUUCUGUCUCCAUCUCCCGAAUCCGAAGAGUCCUUGGAGCAUUUCCACCAGCUGUUUGUAACCAAAAAUGGUGUCCUCUGUCAACAAAUCUCAAAAAAUUUCAUUGCUUUGAGCCACGCGUCUUCAUUUGUGGAACAUUCAACUAAGGCAUAUACAGUGAAACCGGUGAAACUGCAAGAGAUUGACGACUCGGCUACUGGCUGGCCCCAGUUUUUGAAUGCACGUGACUUUUACGUCAUGUUAGACACCUCCUUGCCUGAACCUUACUUCUUUCCACGAAAUGACGAUGGGAGCCUGGGUCCAAGGGCCCAAAAUUGGGGCGAAGAAGAUAACAGGUUCUCCGACAUUCCACUCCUCGAGGAAGACGAUGCUAAAGACAACUCGGAUGAGGAAGAUGAACACACAGAGGUUGAAAUAUCCAGCUUAGAAAAGGACAAAGAAAUGGUGCUUAUAAGCUACGACAUUUUUGAAAAACAAUUAUGGCCAAUGGUGUGCAAGAAAAAGAAAGACGGGAACUUCCAUCCAUCCUUAGUAUGGAUGGAGAUACGAUCAUUUAUUAAAGGCUCAUACGAAGCUUUGCAUACAAAGAACGGUUAUCUUUGCUUAGAAAAAUAUCAAGAAAUCGGGCAAAAGAGGGCUCCAAACUUUACAGCAGACAGGGAGGCAAUUUACAAGCUGUUCUUAUCUUACGAGAAAGUCAGAAAAUCAUCUAACAUGUUUGAUGAAAACGACCUUGUUUUCGAUCUGUACCGCCGACUGAGGCAGGGCGGAGUUCCUGACUGGUCAAUUCACAAGUUGUACGUGGAUGAAACACAGGACUUCACACAGGCAGAGUUGAUGCUGCUAAUAAGCUGUUGCCGUGAUCCCAAUGGCAUCUUUCUCACUGGAGAUACCGCCCAAAGUAUAAUGCAAGGUAUCUCCUUUAGAUUCGAAGAUCUUCGUUCACUCUUCUAUUACAUGAAAAAGAACUGCAAAGAUGAAGGAGCACAAACACAAGUCGUGGUUCCCGAACUAAAGAAACUCAUUUGGAACUACCGAUCACACAGCGGAAUUCUAAAUUUGGCGUCCAGUGUCGUUAGCAUUCUACAGGAAUAUUUUCCUGAGUCGUUUGACAAACUGGAUCAAGACCAAGGGCAGCUUGAUGGUCCCAAGCCAGUACUCCUUGAAUCGUGCAGUCCAUCAGAUCUUGCGAUUAUUCUUCGUGGAUAUAAACGUAAGACAACUGCCAUUGAGUUCGGCGCUCAUCAAGCUAUCCUUGUGGCCUCUAACGAAGCAAGAGAACGUCUUCCGGAGGAGCUUAGCCACGCACUUGUGUUGACGAUUUAUGAAGCAAAAGGACUGGAAUUUGAUGACGUCCUUGUCUACAAUUUUUUCAAAGACUCGAAGGUAACUAGGCUUUAGUAAAAAUUAUAUCUGCUCGUUGACGUUACAACAAUUGAUCCUUUCAGUCAUUUUGAUCCUGGUGCGUUAAGGCGAAAGAAAAGCCUGAAAGAUAGAUCGAGCUAAACGUAGCUCGCCAUUUGAAGGCGGCGCCUUAACGCGAAAUGUGAUCGCGAAUGGAUUCUACCCGCUGAGAUUAUGUAUUGCCUCUGAACUUGAGUCAAAUUGUUUCUCAACCACUUAGGCAGAAAAUUUAUCCUUGAACACAUAAUGAAAGUGUCGUUCGCUUAUUGACGCCGAAAAUUUUUUAAAGAUAUGUCUUAAAUGCUGAAAGGGGACUUCUUUGAAAGCAGUUGGUUUCUCUCUACGUUAUUUAUGUGAAAUUUUUUAAUGCCGCUGUGGAUAGCCAAGGAAACCAAUUCUCAUACAUGCUUGUUAUUGUUUAUAUUUUUUUCACCUACAGGCGAGAAUCGAGUGGGGGACAGUAACGCACUUUCUCCUGAAUGUAAGCGAAUCUGAAACCGGCAAUUCAUUGGAAUUCCAAUCUCGACCUGUUCUUUUUGACCCAGACCGACACAAACUGCUAAAGGCUGAGUUGAAGCAGCUGUACACAGCUGUGACUCGAGCUCGAGCGAAUGUUUGGUUCUUCGAUGAGGAUGAGGAAAACCGGCGACCAGUGUUUGAGUAUUUCGAGCAACUUGGCUUAGCGGAAGUCGUAUCACUGAAAGAAGAGGGAGAAGGAAGUACAUCUGGAAACCAGCCACUGGAGAAAAUGUUCCCCAAAGAGUCGUCUUUGAUGGAAUGGCAGAAUCAAGGAGAUUUUUUUUACAGCAAGAAACUUUGGAAUGUAGCAGAAAAGUGCUUUAAGAAGUCUGGAAAUGAAGACAUGAGCCGAAGAUGCAAAGCUUACCUACAGGCUGACUAUGCCCUAAGCCUUCGCAACGACCCACAACGACAGAAGGAUGAAUUCCUACGAGCAGCUUACCAGUUUCUGCAAUGCAAAAUGAUUCGGCAAACUAAAGCGUGCUUAUACAACGCUCGGGAACAUAGCCUUUUUGCAAGUCUACUACAAAAGCUUGGAAAGGUAAGCCUGCGAUGUGGUUAUCAUUGAAUGAAGCUAUGUAUCUCAUAGAUUACGGGAUGUAGGCGAAAAAGAAGACGAGUCAUCAAAAUUGCUAUGAAAUGAAAACAAUAUCAAUUUGGUUUUUAUUAAAUAAGAAUGCACUCUCUGUACACGUUAUCUGCGUAUUUCGUAUUUGGGAAACUUCACCUCUGAGACCAAGAUGAGAGGCACAGGUUUUCCCGAUUUGAACCUUAAAGCCUUUUCAUGAAAACAUAUACGUCUUGUUCAUAAGAAGAAACUCCAUUCUUCCUAACGUUGCUAAGCUAAGGACGUACUUACUUAAGUCUUUUUUAGUUAAAAAAAAUGCUGCUGUUCAUCGUCGUUUUGUAGAUAAAUGAAUAUUUAAUCGUUUGUCUCACCAUGCAGAGUCAGGCUAUUAAUUGUAUUGAUCGCAACGUUUCGAUUGCUGUACUGCUGGUCUUCGUCAGGCGACGAGAUCGAAAGUUUAGAUGUCGCUACUCAUGGCACCCUAAUUUUUAUUUUCACAAAAAUCCUUUUGUUUCUAGGAGAGGAAAGCCGCAACUGUGUUUGAAAGAAAUGGACACUUCUUGGAGGCAAGCCAGUGUCUGGAGGCGACAGCUGAUUACAGAGGAGCAGUUGAUACUCUCCUUCGUGGAAGUCUUUGCAACAAAGCUAUUGAGGUUGUAAAGCGUUUCAGCAAAUUAACUUUAGAGGAACAGAAACUGACCAAACAUCCAGGCAGAACUCUUGACGAAUUGUACUUGGAGUUAGCAGAGUUCAAUCGCAGACGAGGCAAUACAGCAGACAUGAGUUCUUCUCUUCAGCACGUUGAGUCCACCGAUACGCGGAUUGAAUUUUUGAUGAAGCACCGAUUUCUCGAGGACGCUGCCAAGGAGUUAGAGAAGCUGGGUCGUUCAAGAGAAGCUGCAAAUAUCAUGAGAGAAAAUGGGUCAUUUUUGAUCGCAGCCAAGUAUGCUCAGACGUCUGGCAACUCAGUACUUGCAGCUGAUUGUAUCUUUGCCCAUGUGCGUGUCUCAAAGACAAUGACAGACGAGGAGCGACAAGCACGUUUAGAGGAGGCCAAGCGGCUAUACGAGGUGGGAAAAAAGAAAAACAGUUUGGCUGAAGUUCUUUUAAGACAGGCGAAGCUUUCACGGGAUGCAAAGAAAGUAUUGCAGGCUAUGGAAAUAUUCUCCGAUCCAUCAGUCUCUAACACCUGCAGUAAUCUUGAAUGUGUUGAAACUCUGGUUGAGAUGGUUGGUGAUGAUUCGAAAAUUCUUGACAAGAAAAACUGGACUCUGGUGAAACUGGUAGAAAGCGUAAUAAAGCUCAUUCUCUCAUUGGAUAUUCCUGCUCCAGAUUUCAAGACACAGAAAGCACUGGAAAGAUGCGAGGAGCACUUUGGUAUCUACAGAGAGGGUGAUCCCAAAACAAGAGUAGUAAGAUUCAAAGAGGGUGAUCGUUUUCUUUCAAUUUCAUUGGCUUUAGAGAAGGAUACUCUAGCAGGCAGUAAAUGGGAAUUGAAUCUCCAGCACGUCCGAACACGAAUUGCAGAAAAUCUCCUGCACAGAAUGAUCAAUCUGAUCCCUAAGGUUCGAAAAUUUUUAAGGAAAGAGAUCGACUCUCACAAGACAUGCCAGAUGUUUUUGGUUGGGAUGCCUUGUAGUGACGAGAGCUGUCAAUAUCAACACUGUCUCCCAACAAAAGAAAGCACAGAUAGUUUGUUCUGGGCACUUUCACACGAAGUUUAUCUUGACGUGCAAGCGAACGAUUUCUUGAAACUUGAAGAAAAAUAUUCAUCGCAUGAAACCAGCCAUAAUUUCGGAUCUCGGAGGCCACUCAGCACUUCUACUAAAGAAUUGAGGAAGCCUUUUCCGAAAGAUUCAUACCAGUCUUGCAGAAAUUUUCUUCAGUUUUUCUUUUCACCCAUUGGUAUUUCUUCAAGUAUCCGCCUGAGAAAGUACAUUUCUCUUGUGCGAAGUAGGAAAUUCAUCCAGCAAAGUCUAUACAAGUGCGUGGAUAUGUUAUGGAGAAGUCAACUUACAAGGCAGGAACGCAUUUCAGACAUCAACUGCUUCUUUACGGUCUCAAAUCUUUUGCAGUUGCUGGGAUCACCUCCGGGCACAAUUCUAUCUUGGAUCAAAGAGGAAGAGAAAUAUUUCUGGAUUACCUUUCCGUAUGAGAGCCAGAACAGGAAGCCAAGAAUUCUCAAAUCUGUCGGCAUGGUAAUAGAAGAAAACCCACUAAGAUGUACUUUGUUUAGUCGUUGGUGGGAGGAUUCGAAGCGUCUUCUCCAUGUUCACGGAAGAAUUUUGGAUUCAGGCCAUUAUGCUGUGCGGCGUUUCCUGAAGAUGUCGGCAAAUCCUGGAAAACAGCUCCCUUUUCCCGAUCCAAGGAACUUCCUUUCGAUUAUGGAAUACCAAUUUGUAGUUCAUGUCGCUCUGGCAGUCUUUGUUUCUUCGCUUUCCCUUCGGGUUUGUCUUCCGAGAAGCUACUUAUCCGUCGUCACUUUCUGGGACGCUUUAAACUGCACCACGAGUAAUCACUUUGAAAUUCAUCGUGCAGUCGAAUUGUUCAGGUUCUCUUCAACUACUAUCGCCCGCGUGAAGAGAUUCCUUGGUGACAUGGUCUCUCUCAUGUUGGGAGGGUACUUCCCAAAAUUCAACGUUCUCGACCACGUUUUACGUACGCAAUCUUGCAUUGACUCCGGGGAGACGGAACGUGCUAUAAUCCUGGUACUCACCAUGCUUUGUAACUGUGGCCAGUUAUUACCUACAGAAAACGAGAUCACUCUCCUCAGGAACCUUUUCGCCCAAGUGCCCGAUGAAGUUAUUCUUCCAAAGAGAAUAAGUAGCUGCUUGGAACAGGUUCGACAAGCGAAAGGUCUCCGUCAAAUAGUAACCAUCCUUCAAGACCUGUUAAAGAACAGAAAAGAAGAGCUUUGUGAUGUUUACUGGAGAUUUAGGACGAUUAGAGGGGACGAGGUGGACUUCAAAAGAUACAUCGACACUUUCAAUACAGACGCAGAUACUCUUUCAACACUUAUCCAUGAAACCCCUGAGCUCUCAGGAGACGACGCUUUGGAGCCUGAAGAGGAGCAUAGUCCUCAUAUAGAAGAGGAUCAACCUACAUCUGACUUGGACCCUUCGAGCAAUUCGAUGUUACAAGAUAUUGAAAAAGAAGAAGCCAUGCGGGCAGAAUUGUGGAAAAAAGAGAUGACAUCAGAAACGGGAGAGCAUGCGGAAGUUGAUUUCGGACAAGCGAUAACACAAAAUGAUAUAUCCACUCCUUUCGUGAAUGCGAAAGUCGACAAAUCAGGUUGUGGUGUUUGCAAUGUUUUCUUUUCCAACGAACAAACCGGACUCGAAGAAAACUUGGAACAGGCGAAUGAACCAGGUCACUACGCCAACGACUUUGAAAGUCACCUGAGUGAGAAUAGCCCACAUUGGGAAAAACUUGAGCAAUUUAAUGCUUACGAAUCCCUUAUCAUUCAAAAAGUGGUCCCACUCCAAUUUAUGUUUGAGACACUUGUCAAGAAAGUUGAAGAUCAACUAGAAAUAGCUGGAAAACAGAACAUGCCUUUAAGUAUCCUGAGCAACAUGUUAAAUAAAGUUAAGAUGACCUUUGCUGCUCUGCGAGAGGUGACCUCGACAAUUCAACAAGAAGGCAACUGGGCGGAAACCACACUUGUGGAGAGAGCAGUCAUGGCUUUGACAAAAUCCUUGGAAGCCUGCCAAGAGGAACUGCAAAAAGAAACUCAACCAAGAGGUUUGUAUCUUCUAUAAGGCUUUUGAAAUGAAUUGUGUAAUUUGGGCUAUUAGGGACAGCAGGGAAAGUGCAGCAAGCAAGCACGAUAGAAGGACAAAAAUGACAAUUAUAAGUUUUUCAAACGCAGGCUCGUUUGAUCAAGAUUUCAUAACAACCUCUGCCAUCCUAUCAUACAAGAGAAGUAAAAGGUAUAAAAACGCGCUAGUUAACACGCAACUUUGCUAAUGCAUUAGUGGGACUCUCUAGACCUUAGAAUAUUAGAAAUUGAAAAAAAGGUUCCAAGCAAGCUAUUUCCAACUUUCCAAGAUGCAGGCUUGAAUUUCCUUGUACUGAACCUUUUGUAGCUCGUUUUUUAAAGCGACCUUCCCGUUCCUCGUCUCACAAAAUACCUCUUAUAUUUUUAAUCUAUUCAUUUCUCUUUCAUUCAGAUCAUGACUCGCUGAAAUCAGCAAAAGACGUCGAAGAUGUAGAAGAUGUAGAGUACCUGCAUGUUCCGGGGCUGAAAAAGCGAAAGAACUAGGGAACCGAAAAAACAUGUUCUAACAUAGCGCGCGUGCUUGCCCUAUAUUAGUCCUAUUGAGCCGCUAUGAACAAAAUCCUUAUUUACGCACGCCCGUGCGUAAAUAAGAUGACGUGAGCAUUUUUUUUACCUGGCUUCAUAGUUUCCGUCCUGUUAAGCUUUAGUGCAGUUUUCCUUCUCUUUGAAAUAUGGAAGAAACCAGAGAAGAACUGCCCAAUUUUUCUAUCGGCAUUGACCUUUUAGGUCCUGAUCCAACAAGCAACAAAAAUAAAGCCGAAAAAAACUCGCAAGUUGCACGUUUCGCGAAUUUGUCGGAAGACCAGCUGCAGCAAAUUUUGGUCGAAAGACAGACAUUCACUUGAAACCAAAAAAGGCACCAAUUGGUCAUUAACAACAUUUAAAGGUAAAAUUUCCCUCUUUACUGUUGUUUUUAAAUGUGUUCAACCUGGGGAAUAAAAUACACAGUUGUUAAUUGGGAAUUUACCAAAACCAAAACAAUCACAAUUGCACUCUAUCACAAUAAAAGGCUUCUUCGCGCAGAUUCUUGUUGUCGCUCUGUUAUAAAAGAAUUUGCUCAUGCUCUUAGCUGUGCGUAUAUUGAGUUAUGGAUGCACUUGGGAAGUUUGGAGAGCACUCAAAAAGCUAGAGUUGCUCUCGGCUGCGCCUCGAGCUACUCUUACGCAUUUUUCGUGCUCUCCAAACUUCCUGCGUGCAUCCAUAACUCGAUAUACGCACGCUAGGCAUGAACAAAUUCUUAAUUUGCUCAAUACAUACCGCACGGUAGAGUAUAGGUUUUCGCGCGCGCUGAUUGGCCAGCCCGAAAGCAAAUACUCUGCGAGCAGUUGAACGGACAAAAUCGCGCGUCGAGAGGUUUAUUUCGCAAUUUUUCCGGUACAGUGAUAUAAUGAAACUAUUGUUUUGUUCCUUGUGUGGUAUAUACUAAAACAAUUAUUUACCUCAGAGUCGUUAAAAGUGGUGGAUAUUUACCUCGCCCCUUUGCAGCCUGGUACAUACCCAUCACUAUUCGCCUCCACUUCGAUAAAUAAUUGUUAAUUGUUAAAUUUGUUCACGUCUAACUUUUAAAGCAUUUAGUUUUACUUCGCAGCAUUCAGUUACAUAGUUGUACAGUUGAAAGAGGUGUGCGUCUGCGGAUUCUGAUUCGUUUAGGAGCCCUUUUGGACAUGGUUUCUCUUAUAAAAUUUUACAUAACUAGCAAUCUUUUAAGUUACUCUUUUGAUUAUUGGGUCACUGUCAAAAACAUAGAUUGGACAUUGGAACAUGGUCAUAACAACUUACUUUUAUGUUUUUAUUAGUUUCCUCACGGAGCAUGGAACAUCUGACAUGAAGUAGUCUAACUACUGCUUGUUCGGAACGAUAACUUUUUUAAAGAGCUGAUGAGCUGCUAGACUUCCAUUGCCUCGUCAUGUUGGAUCUAGACAAUUUUCACGGAUUCGACAUAACGUUUUACAGGAAUUUCUUGGAAAAGAAAGUUAGAAUAAUCUUUACAGAGUAAGCUUGGUAGAACAGAUCGACCCCAGCCCCCGCAUUUAUUCCUCACUACUACUUAACUCUACCAUUAGCUUGUUAACAGCCAUUUUAAUUAACUUCCUUUAUCAGUGGCAGAUAUACCAUGCCUGAACUGAGAAAGAAAAAACAUCAAACGAGGAGUGGAAACUUGUUUUUGUACGUGUCGCCAAAGAUUAUUCGAAGCAUGAGGGAGAAUGGGAUAGGGUUGCUCUGUACUUGUCAAGUUAAGGGUUGAUUGAUUAUUCAUCUCGCCCCGAGUAAUGUGAUUAAAUGCAAUUUUUGUGAAUGACAGAUGCUUUUUGCAAAGAUAAAGAAGGCAACGAAAGAAAUGUGUAACGUGAAGAUGGCCCUGAAAUUGCUUUUUUCUUACAAGAGUUAGUGGAAAAUCCAACUGGAGAAUACUUACUCGAUCGUAGUAAACGUGUUUUACAAUUUGUAAUUAAAUAAACUAAGAUAUUUUAAUAGUAAGGGGACACUUCUUUGUAAUCCGCUGAACUAAAAUAUGUCAUCUUCUUUCUGUUAGUUUCUACGAUUGCUAUGUUCUGUCAUGGUUGCGACGGUUGGUAAAAGAAAUCAGGGUAGCGUUAGUCAUCCUGGUGAAAUAAGAUGAUGAGAAAAUAAUAAGUAGUAUUCUUUGUUGUAGUUGUUGUUUCUCACGAUGUAGCAAGCCAUAUCGAAAUUAUGAACUAACUUUGUUGAUUUAUGGCGAAGGAGUAGACGGUGUUUUUCAAAAAAGAAAAAAAGAAAAUAAUAAUAAUAAAAAGGGGUGGGUUGAAGUACGUAUGAAUGGAGUCGAGGGGCAAAUAUUUGUUGUACCCUACCACACCCCAUUAUAGACCCCAACUCCCUACAUCCUCGAAAGGCUUCUUAAUUAAAGGAUUAGCUCCAUUAUGUCCAUAGAACGUCGGUGAAAGCCACAGCUGAUCUGAUUCUCUUUCGGUUUUGUUAGAAGGCGGCAAAUACGAUUCCAAACGACCGGUUGACCAAGCGCAACCAUGGAUGUGACAGCGGACCAGCAUGUUCGCGGGCGAAUUGUGUUCUCGUUUAUAACAAACUUGUUCCGUUUCGUGUGUUUCUGGGAAUUUCGUCUUUGUUCGCGAAGAGUGAAUUAUUUAAACGUUUUUACGAUCACCUUGUGGAACGUAGUUGGAUAUGUGAAAUAUUAACACUUGUCAACUUUGCUACAAAGAAAAUUUAAUCGAGAAGACGUGGAUAGAAGGCGGAAGUAAAAUAUAAUUCUCUACUAUAGGUCCUCCUGAUCGAAAAAAAAAGGAACCUGCGCAGGCUUGCAGGACAGUCGUCUUCAAUGGUUGGCUUUUGUUUGGUUCACAGGAACCGUCAUCGAUGGACUUUACCGUUGAUUAGUAAGUGAGCAGUUCAUAAUAUAAAGCCAAAUUUAACAUGUACAAAUAUUUGCAUAUCCUCACAAUACAGAGAAUGUCUCCUUACUUCCUCGACGAGCCAUUUAUGUUUUGAUUCAUAUUUAAACUUAAGCAUCGCUGUUGUGUUUCGCACCGAUCGCACUCGUUCAUUAGGGUUUAUUUUAAACUUGACAUCGUUGUGAUAACAUCAAUGUCCUGUCAAUGGCUCUACUUUAGCCGCUUUUUAUUUUCAUUUUUAUUUCACGAUUCACACCUUUUCUUUUGUUAUUCAAAAACCUUUAUUUACGUAAAAAAGGCUGUGGUUAUUCAUCGUGGUGAAAAGCUAAGUUUUCCGUUUGUCUCACGAUGUAGUCACACGUGACUACAUCGUAAGAAAAACGGAAAACUUAGCUUUAUUAACCUUUAUUUAACUAACAACCUUGUUGAAUAUCAACAAACUGAAAGUCCGGGAAGGGCUUGAUAAUGUAGCAAGGAAGAGAAUGGCUAAUGAAUUGAAUUUGAUUAUAAAUGAAGGAUUUAUCUUUAUGAAUCCCUCGUUUCAGGGAUUUAUCUGUAUAAAUCCCUCGUUUCAAGGAUUUAUCUGUAUAAAUCCCUUGUUUCAGGGAUUUUUACAAAUAAAUUCCUGAAGUGAAGGAUUCAUUAGAAUUUCAACAAAUUAAUCCCUUAUUAAUUUUUACUUUCCAAUUAGUCAGUUGAACCUUGCUCUUCCUGAGAACAUCAAAUUCUUCCUCUUGACAAAUUUCGGCCUAAUUUUCUAUUAAUAAUGUCAUUUGCAAACAUACUUCACUACAAUCAAUAUAGAGAGAAAAUACAUGUUUCUUUUCAAUUAAGUUUCCUGUCUUUCUGUCCAUCCGUGAUGCUUUCCUCAGUCACUACUUGCUUUAAUUCUUCCGCAAAUGAAUUUCGUGAAACAGGCUCAUCACUCUACCAGGCCAUCUAAACUAGAAUCAAUACUAAAAUUGUGUAGUAAUAUUUCUUCCAAAAAACUAUUUUGAGUAAGAAAAAGCUCCUCAUUGCUACACAUGCCAUCUAUAAUGACAGCACAAACAGAGAAAUGAGUUGUUGGAAAACAUUCGUACACAUUUACCAAAAAACUAGCAAACAAGAACAAAAACAAAAUAUCACACAACAGAACACAUAAACAAAAAACAAAGAAAUGCAAUGCUUAGUCCCUUGUGGACUCGCCAAAAUAUCAAAGUACAAAAAAGUCUAGCACUUGUCACAGAGGAAUUCACAGCAACUUUUCACAGUCCUGUACGCACACAUCAGGCUGCUUUUGUUGUAUCUAAUUUGAUCCGAUGAAGGUGUGACUGUAAUUAGCCAAUGUUUGGCCCCUUUAAGAAAGGAUCAUUAUAUAAAGAUCCCCCAUGAAUAAUAUCAUGAAAUAACUCAGAUAAACACCUUGAACGUCAGUAUUAAUCCGUAUAUACAUAUAUAUGGAUUAAUACCUCUGUUUUUGGUAUCGAUCUCUUACUUACCAGAAUUAUUAGCUAACAGUUCAGCCUGCAAAAACUCCCCACAAACUCAUGAUUGGUGGAGAAAGAGGAAGGAGGAGAGGAGGAGGGGAAAGGGGCUCUAAUAUGGAGAAAUAAUAUGUUCUAGGUUUUGUGGAUAAUGAAUGGAUCCUGCUAUUAUUACAAAAAGGUUUUCUUGUGCCAAUAAACUACAACAAGGACAUUGAGACAAGGUGUACUGUGCCUGUCUUAGUAUACACAGCACAUUUCAAAACUCUCUGUUUUUUCUGAUUGAGUCUGUUCUCUUAAUAACCUUAAUGACAGAGGUUUUUAAAACAGGUUUUAAAAUAAUACCAGUUACUUUACCAGCCUAUCUGGGUGAUGACUUGCUCCUCGUUUUCUUACAUCCAUUUUGAACUCACUGGUCAAGGGAUCUUUGCUCUCUAACUGUGCUCGCCUUACAGCAAUUUACUCAUGAAUGACACUACUUUUUGCCCAAAAGCACAUCUUUAAUGUAGCCAGUGACAAAAAUCAGAUUUCAGGUUUGUUUAAAGUAACCAAUAAAUUGCAGGAAAAUGAAAGACCAAGAAGCCAUUGUGUGACCAAUUUUGCACUAUUGUCUUUAAAAUUUUUCCUCUUUUUUUAAUCUCUUGGUAUUUAGUAUGUCAUAAAUUUGGGUCAGUGAUAGAAAAUACUCAAUUGGCACAAGUCUUGGUCUUUGUUUUUCUCAUCUUUUAGUUAUUCAUGAAAGCUGCUCUUUAUUUUGGUUGUAUAAGUAGAUGCUCAACAAAUAUUGAUUCCCUCAUAAAAGGGUAAUUAUUUCUGUAGAUUCACUAUUAAGGCACUUUUAGACUUGACUCAAAUUUUUUUAAAUGAGAAGAUUAUUAAAUGAAGGUAUAUUUUUAUGUCCUAGCCCAUUUGACAUGAAGGUUUUGAAUGCAAAUGGCUUAUUAUCACUACAACCAGCUUGGACCAGAGGCCCUUCAAGCUGCAGCUUUUGACUGGCUCAAUCAGGGUUUUUAUUUUGAGGCAAUUGAUGGUUUUCAAAGGGUGAUCUGGAGAUUAGCCAAAAAGAGUCGCUGUGAUGAGACUCUGCAGAACCUUGGGAAACUACGUAGAGGACUAGCACAAGCAUUUUAUUGCAUAGACAAAGUCCAAGAUGCCUUGAAUGAAAUUCAACUCUGUAUUACAGAGGGAAAUCAUGUACGUUCUGAGGUGAGUGUUUAAUCAUCCAAUUGGUUUUACUGUUAGUCAUAAAAUACAUGGAGUGUCACGUUGUAUAAUGUUAUUCCAUUUAUGUACAGCAUACUAUGCUGACUCAAUUAGCUGAUCUUGCUGGGUAGAAUUAUUCAGUAUUAAACAGUUGACUUGGUUCAUUUAUUCCCAAUCUGUAUGCUUAAACUGUGAGUUAAAGCAGUGGCUAUUUCCAUCCACCCAUAACAUCCAAAGAUUUUUUGGGUUAAUUGAGUAUUUUUAGAUCAUAUGUCAGCAGAGGAAUAAUUUGGCUUCAUUUUCAACAGUAAAGAGAACCCCCAUUAACUUGGGAGAAAUUACCUAGUAAUUAAUCAUAAACUUCAAAUGUUAAGUUAAUAUACUUAACAAAUUUUGUUUUCUAGGAAAGAACAAAUCUUUGGAUAGCUCUUGCUGAUAAGAGAGGCACGCAUUCUAGAGAAAGGCAGCUUGCUUUUGUUGGCUACGAAAUUGCUCUUCACUUUGUACCUUCACGUAAUUUUCUCCUGAUGAGUAAUCUGUUGUCUAAAAUGUUGCUGUUGUGCGGUGAGAUGGGACCAUCUUUUGCACAGAAAGCCACAACAUUCAUAAAGAAAGCCCAAGAAAUCCAGACAUGUCCAUCACAGGUAAAUGUUUCUCUUCACUCUGCCACUGUUGGUAUCAGAUAGAGAUAUAGAAUGGAUCAUGCAGCUAGAGUAUUGUUUCUUCUGUAAGGUCUCAUAUAAUUGUAACCAUGUGAUUAUUUAAUCAUGAUUGAUUGAAACUGAUUCAGAGUCACCUGCACCCAGUCACCAUGUUCUUGCCCUUAUAAACAGGUGUAAAUGUGUGGUUUGUUGGUAUAAAACACACUCAGUAUCUUUUCAGGGGAGGAAUGGAGUUUUACUUUAUGGUAUUCAUUAUUUGCUGACUUCUCUCUGGACUUGGACUUUUAGUGAGCUGUUCUUUUGUAGUGGUUUAGUUUACAGUUUCCCUAUAGGGAGCAAUUAAUAAUCAGGGAAUCAAUUCUGGCUGGUCAUGCACCGAUUUUCGGUGCAAAAUUUCAAAGAAAAACAUGAGACUAAAACAACUGCUGUCUUGUAUGAUAAAUGAAAGAAAAUUGAAACAAUCAUCAAGUUUUACAAAGUAAAACUUGGGACUUUUUGAAUGUAAAGCUUAUUUAAGUUCUGGUAUCCUGUUGAUUUACCAGUCUGUUUCUAGCUUUCCCAAAAAAAAGGUAUAGGCUUCUAAACAUAGUGACUUACUAGCCUGUGUGUUUGUUUGUGACUUGUGUGAGACAACUUGGUUCUGACAGCUUGAAAGCACACCACCUAGUCAUUGCAAUGUUUGCACAUACACCAGCAUUUGACAGCUGUGUUAAUUUUGCCGAGCAAAAUGAUCAUUUAGUUAUUCUGCUGACUUCAUCCCUUUUUUUCCAGGAACUCGCAGACAUUUGGUUUAAUUGUGGGAAAAGGCUAAUGGAAUCAAAAUCAUUUGUGAAAAUAUCUCUUGAAUGCUUUGCUCUGGCAGAAACAUUUUUACCAGAACCUGAUAAGCUCAUUAAAGCUAACAUCAGUCAUUCAAGGGCAUCAGCAAUCUUAUCAGCCAGUUUGUCAAGUCAUUAUCAGCUGGCAGUCAAUGAUGCAAGGACCUAUGUGGAACAAUUUCCUUCAUUUGAGGUAAGAUUUAAAACUGCAACAUCACUUUUUAAAUUCUGGUGAUAAACUGAAGGAUAACAAGGUCAGGUCAUUAUUUUCACUCUAUUUCUGUGUCUUUCAUCAGAAAAAUGUUAUUUGAUAUUUCAAAAUGUUUCCAGUUUCUACCAUCAUUCAUCUACAAAUAUUAACCCCAUCUUAAUUAGGCUAACCUCUUAGGGUUUGUAUUAAGUGUAUAGAAGUGGAUAUUUAACCAGCAAAAAAGAAGUGCCUAUUUGGAUCUAAGUUUCAAAAUUUCCUGUGCUGUAAGAUCUUGAGGAGUUUUCAAGGUGAGGCUCUAAUACGAUAAUUGGUCCGGCCAUACAGGGUUACACACUGCUAUGGAAAUGCUGUCUUUGUGUGCAAGAAUGUAAUGACGCUCUCACAACUUUCAAGAAGGCGCAGGAGAUUAUGGAGGACAAGAGAGACCGCAGAUAUAAAGAAUUUGUCAAGUUUUUCUCAACAGCAGUAGGACAAAAAGGUGAACACAAAUUAGCAGAUGAAUCAGUUUUUGUGUUUGAGUUAUUCUUGCUUUCUGUUUGAUCAAAAUGUAAUUAGGGCAGGUGUGCCCAAUGCGUGACCUCCGUUUUUCAUUAUUUUGUGUGAAGCUGAGGAAGGUAGAGAGGGGGGGGAGGGGAGUGUUGUUGCGUGUAUCUGCUGGCUCGGAGAACUCCAGUUUAAAAUGACAAAGAGUGUAUGGCUAUUUACUAACCCUGGCUUGGGAUGAAAUCGUUGGGUAACGAUUCGAGACCGACACUGGGUUCGCAAUGGAUGGGAAGCGUCAAAAUGUCCAAAAACUAACCGUAAAAGUUAAUAGACAACAGAACUAUUGGGUGGAAUGACACCAACAAUAUGAUUUUACAACCGUUCAAGAGUACCCAGCUUGUCCAACGUUUCUUGCAAUCGCUGUUUUUUUUCUUUUUUGUAAACCUAACUCUGUCUUCGUUCUAAAGCAUUUCAGGUGUUUGAAGCUGAAGUUCCUGUCCCUAAAUAUUUUGUGGAAAAGUUAAUCACUGAGUCUGUGAAAACAGAGGCCAUUGAAAAUCUAUCAACGCUCUUUUGUAAAGGGUCUUGGGCUACAGAUUGUGAUGCCUCUUGUGUUCCGCUUGAUUUGGUUCUGAAAUGGGACGACGAGAAUUGUAAUCGUCUGUUGACAACCCUCCUGGAAAAAAAGGCUCUUGCUAGAGGUCUCCCCAACAGCAGUAAGUCACCGCUGAAAAUUUGUUUGGAGAGAGACAACUCGGAGUUGGCAGUGAUUCUUUUACAAUAUGGAGCCGAUGACAAUGAUUUGGUUGAAAAAGACGGGGACAGCAUUUUACAUGAGUCGCUGCGAAUCGGUCUCAGGAAAGGUGAAAAUAGAAUCAGAUUUGAAUAAGCGUGCUGUACAAAUCACUUAUUCACUCGAACGAGAGAAGCCUUCACCACCGUAGAUCAGUUUUUAAAUGAGUCACGAAACUAAUCUGAUAUAGUAAUGUCUUACCUUAAUCUUUCCUCGCCCUUGAAUCGGUCUGGAAAAAUUGGCGCCACUCUCAACCAAUCAGAUGCUGACGGGCAGACAUGUAUACACACAUAAAUAUGUACAUGCGUACAUACGUACGUACGUACGACCGUACGUACUUAACCACAUACUUACAAACUGACAUGCAUACAUAUAUACAUUAUUAAAUCUGCCUAAAAGGGCUUUUCAGCAUCAAUAGAAUCACUACAAUUACCACUGACAGUAACUAUUGCAAACUGAAUCAACUUAGAAUUAAGAUGAAUUGAGGACAUAAGCGAACAACUACAUGAUAAUAAUUACAAUUGUGGAAUAUAGUCAAUAUAGUAGGCCAUGAAUCGUGAAACAUUUACGUCAAACACAUGGUAGAAUGCAUCAUUCUUAUUUUUUUUUCUUGUUAACAGGCAACUUCGCCAUAUUAAAGUUCUUCCUCGACGAGAAAAGAUAUUCUGUCAAUUUGCAGGACGCAGACGGAAACACUCUUCUGCAUAUCCUUUGUCGAGGAAAAAUAAAUUCCAAGAGACAAGAAGCUAUGCAGCUUGUUCUCGAAGCGGGAGGCAAUCCGCUGAUUUCAAACAAACAAAAACAGAAGCCCAUGGAUCUUCUUACUGCGUUAGUUAGGUAAAGUGUCUUAGACUAGAUUAAUUGUAUAGUUGAAGGUAUCCCAUUAAUUAUUCAUUUUUUCAAACCUAACUUGGUUUUCAUUUUCUGUGAUUGAUUAAUAAGUGGACCAUUAGUUUGCUAACAAAUUGUUUGAGUUCACCUUCGUGUCUGAUGAAUUUAUUAUCCCCUGUCUAUUCAAUUAUGUCUAAUGUUACAUUUUCACUUUGUUAUUGUUACCAGGGAUAAUAGGAGAAACCUACUGAGCUCAGCCCUAGAGAAUUUUAACACUGAACCUUCCCUCGAUUCAAAUUACGCAGAGCAAAACUUGGAAGAAAAACUCGACGGGGCGAAAGUUGAGAGAAGUUCCAUCGAGGAACCUGAGUCUCCGCGUCCUCUAAGUGACAAUCCAACCACUCCUCCUUCCAUGUCAUCCUCAAAAUCAAAUAAUCUGAAAAAGGAGCCUUUAACCAUUGUCCGCGAACGUGUCCUGUCACUUAUCAAGAAGUUAGAUGUGCGUGACUUGCUCAAAACAUCAAAGAAAGUCAAAAAAGUGAUUCCACAAGAGAAAGCUGAGUUGUACGUGAACAGGGAAGAGCAAUAUUGCGGGAGUCAUCAGCAGCAGAUUUGUCGAGUUGAAGAAGAUAACCGAACUUUCCUAAAACAUGAAUCAAACGAAUUCCACGUUGAUAAAGGAAACGAUGACAAUGUGGUCAAGUUGUCUUCCUUCGAGGGCUUGCCGUGGGAUGUGGAGUGCACUGCAAAAGUUUGGAAAAUAUUAAGCGACAAACGACUAGAGUCAUGGAUAAAAGAGCGUUUUUUCGACAAGGUCAGAAGUCUUGCUCAAGGCCGAGACAACUGGACCCCACACUUGUGUAAAAGACUUGAAGGUCUCCCGAAGAGCCGUGGCAUGCUUUUGUAUGAAACAAGAUUGACAGAUGCUGCAAGAAUCAUCUGGGAAUGUGCAGUUGCUUUCUCCCCCCGAUAUUCAGAUAAAGACAGUGAAAUGAAGUCCACGAUUUAUUCGGAAACCAUUCGAAUAUGGGAUAUCGAGUUUGAUCAUGACAAUGUCUCGCGCGCCAUAGAAAACAUCGUUACAUCAUUUACUCGUGGCAAAGGUUGCAACCUGAGAAAGGAACUCAGGGGACUUCCCAGGGAAGAGGCCUCCCAAAAUCAAGGUCCAAAUCUGUACGUUAAACUUACGCAAGAAAACAUGUGUGCUAGCUCAUCUACCCAGAUCAGACGAGAAGAAAAGGCGGUAAAUUCUGAAAUGAGUGAUGAUGAGGUGACCUUCUUUCCUCCAGCUAGCCAUAAUGAUAAUGAGUAUCAAGUAUUAAAGUUUUACUACCUAUCCAGCGCCAUGAUCCAGGCCAUACGGGAACAGCAAUUGUUUAAUGUCGAGAUCGAUUUUCCAUUUCGAGUGACAGAAGAAGAAUAUGACAUAAUCAACUUUGAACCUACCCCCCAGAGCUCCAUCAUCUUGAUUGGGCGGAGUGGAACUGGGAAAACAACUUGCAUCCUAUAUCGUCUGUGGAAAUGUUUCUUGCAAUACUGGAGAAGCGCCUCAAAAAGCGGGCCAUGGAUACCAAAGAACACUGUUUUUCUUCCCAAAGAGAGCCCAAAGUCGUAUUUAGAAAACCCUAACCCAGGACAUGAUGUCGAAAGUACUCACAUCAAAUUGCAAAAAGCACAGAGUAGUAGUGACAGUGAAGUAGCGGAUGGCGAUUGUGAUGAGGUAACUGCCUGUUGUCUUGAGGAUCCAUCUGUGCAAAUCAGAAAUGGUUCUGAGUCCGGCGAACGUUUUGAACAUCUUCAUCAGUUGUUUGUAACCAAGAACGGUGUCCUUUGUCAAGAAAUCCAAAAGAAUUUCAAGGCCUUGAGUCAAGCAUGCUUAUUUGUUAAACACGAUUCGAGGCCAGAUAAAGCCAUGCCUCUCAAGCUUCAGGACGUCGAUGACACUUCAGGGUCCUGGCCACUCUUUUUGAAUGCACGUGACUUUUACAUCAUGUUAGAUGCCUCUCUUCGUGAGCCUUAUUUCUUUCCACGUAGUGAAGAUGGAAGCUUGCAGGGGAGAGUGCAAGACUGGGGUGAAGAAGGCAAUCGGCUGUCAACUAUUCCUGUUCUGGAUGAAGACGAAGACGAAAACGAAGAUUCCAAAGAUGACACAGAUGAAGAGGAGGAAGAGGAGUCUUUGGAACCCACUGAACCCACUUUGCAUCAGGGAAGAUCCAUGAUCCUGGUUAGUUACAGUAUUUUUGAAAACUACUUGUGGCCAAAAAUGUGUAAGAAAAAGAAGCGGAUUAGCUUCCACCCAUCGUUGGUUUGGAUGGAGAUACGAUCAUUUAUUAAAGGCUCUUACGAGGCUCUGCAUACAGGAAGCGGUCAUCUUAGUCUUGAGAAUUAUGAAAGAAUCGGACGAAAGAGGGCGUCUAACUUCAAAGAUGAAAGUAGAACAGAAGUUUAUAAGCUGUUUAGAUCUUACGAGCACUUCAGGAAAUUGUCCAACAUGUUUGAUGAGAACGACGUUGUGUUCCAUCUGUAUCACCGAUUGAGGCAGUGCGUAGUUCCUGAUUGGUCAAUCCACGAGUUGUACGUGGAUGAAACGCAGGACUUCACUCAAGCAGAGUUGAUGCUGCUAAUACGCUGUUGCCGCGAUCCCAAUGCGAUCUUUCUCACUGGAGACACCGCCCAAAGUGUAAUGCGAGGUAUUUCCUUCAGAUUCGAGGACCUGGGAUCACUAUUCUUUUACCUCAAUGAAAACUACAAAGCUGUUGGAGCUCAAGCAGAAAUCGUCGUUCCAAAGCGAAAGCAGCUCAUUUUAAACUAUCGGUCACACAGUGGAGUUUUAAGUUUGGCCUCCAGUGUCGUCGACAUUUUGCAGAAAUAUUUUCCUGAAUCAUUUGAUAAGUUGGAUAAAGACCAAGGGCAGCUUGAUGGUCCCAAGCCAGUGCUCCUUGAGUCGUGCAGUCCAUCAGAUCUUGCGAUUAUUUUACGCGGAAAUAAGCGCGAGACAACCACCAUUGAAUUUGGUGCUCAUCAAGUUAUCCUGGUGGCCUCUAACGAAGCAAGAGAAACUCUUCCGGAAGAACUUAGCCACGCACUGGUGCUGACAAUUUACGAGGCAAAAGGAUUAGAAUUUGAUGACGUUCUUGUUUACAACUUCUUCAAAGACUCACAGGUGAGGAAAAACUUAAGUGACGCCUUUUUGUCUGGUCGGAGUGAAUCUCUGAGUGUAAGAUUUUAGGAUGUGAUGGUAUAUCUUCCACAUGUUUUUUCUCUAGAGGGUAAAAUUGAGAGUUAAGAUAAGUCUUGAAUUUGGAUUUUGAAGAUGUGUCUUAGAAUGAGAGAUAUGGUGAACUCUAAACUCGGAGGUGAGAUGAAGAGAGGUGUGUUUUCAUUCUCUCACGAGUGUGGUUCGAUUUCUCAUGGGAAUUUCUGUUUCCCACGUUCGUGACAAGGAGAAAAAGUAUCUCUCUUCAAGAUAUGUUCCGGCAUGGAGUGCUGCGGUUUCUUCGUGUGAAAUAUAUCUCUUUUUUGCAUAAAGAAGUCGAUAAAGAACUGAGUCGAUAUUGAAAGAUAGGUGCCAAAUCUAGAAGAAAUAGGCUUCGCAUUACACCGCAAAAUUCUUGUUUUGGAUUCUCUAAUUAUAUUAGUCAUUUUUUUACAUAGGCGUGUGCUGAGUGGAGAGUUGUUACGCAGUAUCUGGUGGAGGUGGUGUGCAACGAGACUGGGAAAGUCAAAUCCCGUCCAUUGGCGUUCAACUCUGAGAAGCACAGAAUCCUCAACUCCGAACUAAAGCAACUUUACACAGCGGUAACUCGAGCCCGCGCAAACGUUUGGUUCUUUGAUGAAGAUGAGGAAAAUCGUCGACCUAUAUUCGAAUACUUCGAGCAACUCGGCCUGGCGAACGUGGCAAAACUACAAACAGACAUAGGAAAUGAUCCCUGUUGUAGCCAGGCUUUACAAAAUAUGUUCUCCAGGUCGUCAUCUCCAGAAGAAUGGGAAAAACAGGGAAAAUUCUUUUUCAGCAAGAAGCUUUGGAAGGUUGCAGAGAAGUGUUUUACAAUUUGUGGUAAUGGCGAGAUGAGUCAAAAAUGCAAAGCGUACGUACAAGCAGACUAUGCACGAACUCUUCACAGUGAACCACGGCGUUUGAAGGAUGAGUUCUUACGCGCAGCUGACCAAUUUCUUCAAUGCAAAAUGAUUCUAGAGACUAAGGUGUGCCUGUACAAUGCAAGGGAGAGAACCCUAUAUGCAAGCCUUCUUCAGAAACUCGGCGAGGUAAGAGUCAGCCAUUUGAGUUCUAAUUUUGGUUGCACUAAAAAUCGGAUAUCCUUGUAGAGAAUCUGUGUCAACCUACGUUUUGAAAAGUUAAAUAAGGUUCUUCUAUUGACCAGCGAUUAUAAACACUAAUAUACCUAUGCUGCUGCUGGUUCUCAGCUCAUUUUCUAUCAUAGUUUGGUACAGUAGAAAUGUAUCUGACAGAAUCAGUUAAAGCUAGGAAAAGUAAGGGCCACUGGUUUGCGUUUCAUAGUGAAGCAUUUAAUUUUAUCUUUACAGGAGAAGGAUGCGAUAAAAUGGUUCGAAAGAGCGGGUAGCUUUUUAGAAGCAAGUCGGUGCCUCGAGAAGCUUGGAAACUACAAGGAGGCAGUAGAAGUCCUUAUCCGAGGGAACCUUUACCAAAAGGCUAUCGAUGUUCUCAAGCGUUUCGAGAAGCUAUCAUCAACUGAUCAGAAAGAGAUUCUUGCACCCGGAAGAAGUCUGCAAGAAUUGUGCUUAGCCUCUGCUGAACUCAGUUUCAAGGGUGGAAACAUGACGGAAAUGCACAACUCACUCAAGUUUGUUAAUCCUGUGGAAAUUCGAGUAGAGUUUUUGAAAAAGCGCAAGUUGCUUGAUGACGCUGCAAACGAAUUUCUUAAAGAGGGGAGAGCAGUCGAAGCAGCGAAGAUAAUGAGAGAAAAGGGAUCCUUUCUAGUCGCAGCUGACUACGCUAAAAGAUCUGGCCACCAUCAACUUGCAGCUGAUUGUACUUUGGCGCUCGUUCGUAGCACAGAGGACUUGCCAAGAGAGGAGCAAGCUAAACAUCUACGUGAAGCUAAAAACCUUUACAAAGAAGCAGGCCAGAUGAAUGGUUUCGCUGAAGUUCUGUUAGCGGAAGCUAAGUGUAUUGCAGACUGUACGAAAGCAGUAGAGGCUGCCGGGAUUUUCAAUUCACCCACAAAUUAUAAUAUCUGUGGGGAGCUGGAAUGUGUUGGGGUAAUGUUGGAUUGCACUCAUCCGGAUCAUCCUGGUCUUUCUAAUAUUAACACUUCCUUUGCGGUGAGAUUGGUGCGAGAUGUCCUUCAACUGAUCAAAUCCCUGAAUGCCAGCAAUCUGGACGUGGUGACACAGAAGGAAAUCGACCGGUGUGAGGAGUACUUUGGACUUUUCAGAGAAGUUGAUCCAUCUAAGAGAGUUAUAAGACGUAAAGAGGGGGAUCGCUUUCUUUACUUCGCCCAAGGACUACAGAGACGUCCUUUUGCCGGCAACAGAUGGGAGAUGGAUCUUCAAGAUGUCCGUGAACGCAUAGCUGAAGUUCUCUUUAACAGAGUCACCCAGCUUAUUCAAUCGAUCCGUGUUCUCCUGGAUACAACGUUCAUAACAAAUCAGAGCUGCCAGAACUUUUUGAUGGGCUUUCCUUGUAAUUCCGGAAGUUGUCAUCUCCAACACAAGCCCCCAUCCCAGAAUACCAAUGACGCACUGUUCAAGGCAAUUUUAGAUGAAAUGUAUCUUGAUGCUCAAGCUUACGACUUUCAAAAAUUGGAAAAGAAAUAUGACAGGUGGGAGAUCAACUCACCAAACCCAACUAAAGACUCGGAAAACCCUUUUCCGAGAGAUGGCUUUGCGUCUUGUGAGAAAUUACUUGAAUUCUUCUUCCCUGCAAGUGGCCAAUCAGCAGAUGUCCCCAUACAUUCUUAUAUCUCCUAUUUACGAGAUGGAGUACCUCGGUUUUUCAAGCAGCGUCUUUUCAAAUUUGCCGAGGAACUUUGGAAGAAGCGUGCAAAUGAUGAAGCCAGACUUCAAAGCGCUGAUGUCUUCCUUACUGUUUCGCAUCUCCUUCAGCUUAUUGGGUCUCCUUCGUCUAGAAUUCUUUCCUGGAUUGCAGAUACCGAAGAGGAGUUUAGGAAAAACUGCGUCAUGCUGAACGGCAAGCCCAGUAUUCCGAAAACAGUAGGUAUUGCUGUCGAGGAAGGUCCAAGGAUGACUUUUACCUCAUUUUUAAGGUGGUGGGAAAUGUCCAAGACGUACUUACAUGCACAUGGCGACAUCCUUGAGGCUGGGCACAACGCAGUUCGCCGUUUCCUAUCAAUGACUGCAAACCCAGGGAAACGACUUCCAUACCCUUCGGCUAAAAACUGUCUUGAUAUCCUGGAAUAUUUCAUGUGUGUGUUCCUCACCCUGUUUGCUCGACUCCAACAGGCUCAGAAUUCUCGCGAUCUCGUGUGUCUUCCGGCUCGUUAUUUGUCUGUCAUGUUAUUUUGGAACACUCUUAACUGUACCACUUCUAAGCAUGUUGAAAUUUACGAAGCAGCUUUCUUUUCUCAAAGUCGUCCAUCGACCAUUAGUCGCGUGAAAAAGUUCCUGUGUGACAUGGUGUCUCUUAUGCUAGGUGGAUAUUCCCAGAAGUUCAACGUACUAAAGAAAGUCCUUCAUCGUAAGGAGAGUAUUCGCACAGGAGAAGCAGAACGGGCACUUAUCUUGGUCCUAACUCUGUUAUGUAAUAGUGGUCACUCAGUUCCACACGAGAGCGAAUUCAGGCUCCUAAAAAACCUUUACAUCAAACCACUUCCUGAAGUCAAGCUUCCCGACAGGAUGGUGGUCUGCCUGGAACAAGUUCAAGAGGCCAAAGGAAUCCGUGAGAUUGUUGUUAUUCUUCAGAAUCUGUUGAGAGAGAAAGGUGAGAAAUUGUGCACCGUUCAUUGGGAAAACGUUCAUCGACAGCUUUGGUGGCAAGAGGUGAACCCUGAAUGUUACCGUAACAACUUUUGUACUAAUGUUUUGGAAAGAUUGGCUCAAAGAACAGAAGAACUUCCAGCCGAAGAGGUGAUAGAGUCAAAAGAUGUAGAGGAAGGAUUGUUGGACGAACUUAACGCAGACGAGGACCACCCCAUUAGAGAUUUAGACCGUUCGCAAACUGACAAGUUGGAAGCUAUAGAGAGAGAAGAGGUCAUUCAAGCCGAAUCCUGGGAGGAAUCUAAUGAAAUGGAAGCGCUGAUUCCUGAAGAAAUUCCUCAUCAACAGGAUGCUCUUGAAGACCCGGUAAAUUCAUACUUCAGCCCUUUUAAAGUUGAUCAGUCCGGCUGCAGUAUUUGUAACGUACGUUUCAGCUCAGAGAAGAGUGAUAAGGUGCAGUUUUCUGGGGAGGAAUGGGAAAAGCAACCAGAAGAUAAAAAUCCUAUAUCUAGCAGCUUUACGGAAUACUCAACUCUGGAAAGUCACCAAGCCGUUGGUAGCCCACACUUUAAGAAAAUAGAGGAGUUUAAUGCCUAUCGAAGGCUAUUUGUAGACGAGCUGCUUCCGCAGCACACAAAAUUAAGCAGCUUAACAAGUCAGGCUGAGUCACUCUUAAGGACCGCAGAACAGCAUGGAAGGCAAAUGAGCAUUUUAAGUAACAAGAUGGACGAAGUUAAGAGGGCUGAAACCAAUAUAGCUGACAUAACCAAUGAUAUCCAACUCCACUGUAACUGGGCAAACCUUGAGCCGUUCAAGGCAGCCAUUGCAGCCCUUAAAAAGGCUUUGAAGUCUUGUGAGGAGGAAAUUUUGUCAGAAAAAAACUCACGACUCACAGGUUAGUGGUGUUUGUGCACUUUUUUUUCUUUUUUCCUAUCAUUAAAGGUGCAACGAACGUUCUUUUUUCGGUUUUAGCGCGGUCUCGCCCGAAAAAAACGCCCGAUUGCUAGUAACUGUGUAAGCGGUUUUGUGAUUUAUGGAUCUAUUUUUUGAAGAUUAAUUUUUCUGUUUAAUGGUUUAUUUAUAUAUUCCAUUCGCAAACUCCCAGAUAAGACUUGAUGUGGAAGAGAAGGAGAACUGUUGAAAACAAAUGCUUUAAAAUCAUGAACUUUGAAUUGCGAUAUAUUUACGAGCUAGUAUCGUUACCAAGACUCAUCAUAUGUUUGUUAUUGACAGAUGAAAGCAGACUUGUCCCAUCGUUUGUAAGUGACCCGUCCGACUGGGACUUGGAUAACGACCAGGAUGGUAUGGCUGGCAGAUGUGCUCAUGUUCCUGGACUGAGAAAGAAGAAGUAGCAAAUGAUGACUGGAAGCUAGUUUCUAUGCUCUCAGCCAAAGAUUGUUCAAAGCGUGCGUGAGAAUGGGACGGGUUUGAUUUGUACUUGUCAAGUUAGGGGUUGUUUGAUAAUUUAUCUCGCUUUGAAUAUAAUGUGAUGAAAAUAUAUUAAUCAUAAUAAUAAUAAAUUUAUUUAUACUGCAAAAAUAGAUCAGCUGAAUUUUAAUAUAAAGACAGUUGUUAUAAACCUGUGUGCAGUAGGUUUAUGGAAAUGACAGAUGAUCUGUACAAAGUUAAAGAAGGCAACGAAAGAAAUGUGUAACAUGGGGAUGGUCUUGAAAUAAUUACUUUUUCGUGCAAAACUUAGUAAAGCAAGAAGCUUAGAAAAGUAUUCGUGUAAGAGAGCGAGACACCGCUUUGCAACCCGCUCAAUCAAAACAUGUUACCUUAAAAAUAUAUAUAUAUCUAUCUGGCCUUUUUUGUUGUAGUUAGAAAACUUCCUUGUUUCAUGUGAAUUACCACGAUUGCUAUGUGCUGUCAUGGUUGCAAAAUUUGGUCAAAAUUUCAGAAAAGUUAGGCUUUGUUCAUACUGGUGAAAUAAUAUUUAUGAGAACCUAAUUCGCAUUAGUUUUUGUUGUUGUUGUUAUUUCUAACGAUGAAGCGAACCAUAUCGAAAUUGACUGAGGAAAUCUUCUUACAAAAAACUCUGUUGUGGAGGUUAUCGCGAAGAAAACUCGAUGGCGAAAGGGGAGGGUAUCAUAAAGAGUAACGGGCAGAUGAUUUCUCUCUGUCACCGAUCAGUUUCCAGUCCACUAAACUAUCUCACGGCUGGCUGUUUAUCACCCAGCAGGAUGAAGUUCCGAACCUUCUUUAAAUAUUUCAACGUGAAGAUCCUGAAGUGCUCCAUGUUACACAUCGACUCAGAAUAACGAGUUGUUUUACAUGAGUGGGCUGACAGCCACUAUUAAUAUUCGAGAAACGUGUCUGAAUUACCUUGUAUAAUGCCAUUAGCUUAUAUUGUUACUGGGAAUUCAUUGACCACUUGGAUGUAUAUUGACCCUAAAUUCUUCAUUAAAGGAAAUAAUUUAGCGUGG